This is a messenger RNA of Lactuca saligna, 767 nucleotides long. The record is from the annotation of a GenBank genome assembly. Lineage: Eukaryota; Viridiplantae; Streptophyta; Magnoliopsida; Asterales; Asteraceae.
UGAUAUCUUCUAUGGGUGCAGUAGAAUUCAUUAUUUGCCAUGCUGAGGUUACACUUGCUUUUGUAGAAGCUAAAAAGAUCCCUGAGGUGCUAAAAACCUUUCCGAAAGCUGGAGAGUAUCUAAAAACAAUUGUGAGGUUUGGCAAAGUUACCCCUGAACAAAAAGAACAAUGUGAAGGUUUUGGUGUAGCAAUACAUUCAUGGGAGGAGUUCUUGUCAGUGGGUGAUGAUAAACAGUUUGAGCUCCCACUGAAGAAGAAAAGUGACAUCUGUACAAUAAUGUACACUAGUGGGACAACUGGUGAUCCAAAAGGUGUUCUAAUUUCAAAUAAUAGUAUUGUGACACUUAUAGCUGGUGUUCAUCGUCUUCUAGGAAGUGUAGAUGCAUCAGAUGUUAAAUUGCUGAUUGAAGACAUAAGGGAGCUAAAACCUACUAUUUUAUGUGCUGUUCCUCGUGUCUUGGAUAGGAUUUAUUCAUGUUUGCAACGGAAAAUUUCUGCUGGGGGUUUUCUCAAAAGCAAAUUGUUUAGUCUUGCUUAUGCAUACAAGUUACGUAAUAUGAAGGGAGGUAAAAAACAUCCAGAGGCAUAUCCAUUAAGUGACAAAAUUGUCUUCAGCAAGAUAAAACAGGGACUAGGAGCUAAUGUACGCAUUAUUCUCUCAGGAGCUGCACCACCAACUCCACACGUAGAAGCUUUCCUAAAAGUAGUAACACGUAGAAGCUCUAAAAUCAAUAGCUUGUCAAUACCACAGGGGCUGGUCAUUUAG